Messenger RNA from Branchiostoma belcheri (Belcher's lancelet), 2228 nucleotides. RefSeq names its product vacuolar protein sorting-associated protein 53 homolog. Lineage: Eukaryota; Metazoa; Chordata; Leptocardii; Amphioxiformes; Branchiostomatidae. The record is from RefSeq and is a predicted model, not a curated record. Gene Ontology annotation, biological process: retrograde transport, endosome to Golgi. Gene Ontology annotation, cellular component: GARP complex.
GGUCAGGGGUUAGAAGCGCCAUCAUGGCGUCGCUGGAGGACGAUGAUGUGGCUGAUGACCAACUCGCGACGCUCCUGGUCUUCCCACCGGAGGUACAACAAGCCAUAGACCAGGUCUUACCGAGCAACGACCCUCUGGAUCGUCCUGACUUCAACCCAGUGGAGUACAUCAACACGCUGUUCCCCACGGAGCAAUCUCUCGCCAACAUCGACGAGGUUGUGAACAGAAUCCGUCUGAAGAUCCGUCGUCUGGACGAUGACAUCCGAGGGGUCGUGCGAGGUCAGACCAACGUAAGUCAGGAUGGGCAGGCGGCCCUGGAGGAGGCACAGAAGGCCAUACAGCAGCUGUUUGAGAGGAUCAAGGACAUCAAGGACAAGGCUGAGAAGUCAGAGGAGAUGGUGAAGGAGAUCACCCGUGAUAUCAAGCAGCUGGACCACGCCAAGCGCCAUCUUACCUCCUCCAUCACCACCCUGAACCACCUGCACAUGCUGGUAGGGGGCGUUGAUUCGCUGCACUCCCUCAUUCGCCGCCGGCAGUACGGAGAGGUCGCAAACCUGCUGCAGGGAGUGGUCAACGUCAUGGAACACUUCCACAAGUACAUGAGCAUCCCGCAGAUUGGCCAGCUAGCAGAUCAGGUGAAACAGAUCCAGACAGAACUUGGUCAACAGAUCUUGGCAGAUUUUGAGGAGGCAUUCUCAGCCCAAGGUGGGAAAGGUCUGGGACCCAGCAACACAGCGCAGCUGGCCGAGGCAUGUCUGGUGGUGAAUGUCCUUGACCCCAAGGUCAAGCGUGACCUGAUGAAGUGGUUUGUGAAGUUACAGCUGCAGGAGUAUGCAGCGCUGUUCCACGAGGGGCAAGAUGUCGCCUGGCUGGACAAGAUUGACCGGCGCUAUGCCUGGCUGAAACGAGCACUGGUGGAGUUUGAGGAGAAGUUUGGGAACAUGUUCCCUGCUGAGUGGGCGGUGAGUGAGAGGAUCGCUGUGGAGUUCUGCCACAUCACCAGGAAGGAGAUGUCUCGCAUCAUGACCAACAGGAAGGCGGAGAUCGAGGUCAAGCUGCUCCUAUUCGCCAUCCAGAGAACCACCAACUUUGAGCAGCUGCUGGUCAAGAGAUUCACUGGCAUUACAUUUGAGGAAGAAGGGCAGGCCCAGAAUUCAACCAACCCGUUUGUGGAACUGCAGCAACGGGAGUCAACAAACCCAUUUGAAGUGGAAGACGACAAUGCGCAAACUACACCAGCCAAGCCAAAGCAGUCUCCAUUCAUUGGUAUCAUCUCCCAGUGUUUUGAGCCACACCUGCAUGUUUACAUCCUGUCUCAGGACAAAAACUUAGCUGAGUUGAUUGAGCGGUUUGUUCAGGACUUCAAGGAACACGGUGUCCCACAUGUGGAGGGUGAGGAUGGAGGUGCAGUGCUGCCCAGCUGUGCAGACCUGUUUGUGUUCUACAAGAAGUGCAUGGUGCAAUGCUCGCAGCUCAGUGCGGGGGCGCCCAUGGUGGACCUCGCAGGGGUGUUCCGCAAGUACCUGAGAGACUACGCCAGCAGGUUGCUGAUUGGCAAUUUGCCAAAGGUGAGCAAAGGACCCGCGGCUCACGAGUCCAUGCCAAAGGACAUGCAAUUCUACAGGAUGCUGUCUCAAAGUGUUAGUCACACUGGUAGAACUGUAGUCAGAAUAAUGAGUCUAGCGAUUAUGAUUGUUGUUCAGCAAUCAGCAUCAUGGUGUUCAGGGGUAUGGGCAGGUGGCAUGAAGUACUGUACACUGCUGGAAAUAUGCCCUAGAUAUCAGCCAUAGGAAACCUAUGCUUUUCCUUGGCUAAAGUUUGUCAGCUUAUAGGUUGCAUGCUGGGGUAGUUUUGGCUUUGUAAUUUGACAUUAAUAUUUAUCACUCAGGUGACGUACAUGAUUGUCAGUACUGUACAUGGAUUAAUAAUGAUAUAGUAGAGGCUCCAGAAAGCAUCUUUUUAAUUCCUAUAAAUCUGAGCUGUGUGUACUUGAAAGGAUUUCUGAUGUUACAAUAUGAAGUCACCUGGUACAUAAAGGUUUAGCUUAGAAUGUUGCUAUUACAUAGAAGAAUAUGAAUGUCUACAAGGUACUGUAACAUUACAUGAUGGCCGUGGCAAGGUUACAUUGUACAUUGAAAGUACAUGUAUAUGGUGCACAGUUUUGGUGACUACUUUGGCUUUGCAUGUGAUCAUAAUUCGUUGUGUGUUGCGUAUUGUCUGACGUGUGA